Molecule: messenger RNA, 2964 nt
Organism: Mya arenaria
Lineage: Eukaryota; Metazoa; Mollusca; Bivalvia; Myida; Myidae
Product: DC-STAMP domain-containing protein 2-like
Exons: 17
Coding region: 1-2964 (987 amino acids)
Cellular component (GO): membrane
Source: RefSeq, a predicted model, not a curated record
AUGGCUACUAUACAGAAAAUCAUUCAAGCUAUCAAGAUAAAAUUGAUAUUGAAUCGCUUAUCGAAAGCAAAGGAAAACGCCAUGAGAGAAUUCCUUGGAUUGCCUCCUAAAAUGUCAUGGUACGAUGACUGCACGUCCACUGUGAGCAUGUGUAUCAAAGAUAAGCUGUGUCUCGUGUUCUGCCCGUGCUGCAUGUACGACCGGAACCGCCAUCAGAAAGUCCCCUCGUGUUGGAACAGCCUGUUUCUCAAGGAGUUUGUAGGUUUCCUUGGCGGAGUUCUGCUGACGCUGCUAGUCUAUCUCAUGAUGAUAUUCCAGCUAGAAGUUCCGGCCAGAAAGGCAGCGUACAUUUCUGCAGUCCUAGGAGCGGCACUGACGCUCUUCCUCGCCUUUUCACAACUCGCCCGCUGUCUUGUGCUCUUGAUGCUUCCGCAGUUAUUCUCCAGUAAGGGCCGUAUGUUGCUACUCAUAUAUGCACUGAUCCUAGCCAUGAACAAUCCGUUACGGAACGUUAACCGCAACAUUAACGUCAUGUCCCAGAGUACGACGUGCGGGCAAGAAAUGGCUCUCAACGAGACAAAGGAGCUCGUUAAAGCAGCAGUUGCACCUAUGCAAGGAAUAAUGGACAGCGUGGACAAGGUGUUGGGAAAACUAACCGACUUCGCCAACACGUUAAAAGCAACAUACACAACGUUGAAGAAAACGGUAUCCGAAAUUGGCGCGGUUAUCAAGCGUGUGGCUCAAUGGCUUAAGAGUACGGUGGACACGUGUAAUAGAAAGAUGGGCUCGCCAUACCGGAAGUGUAAAAACCUGUUUGAAGACGCAUACAACGAUUGCAAGAAAAAGCUUGGCGCAAUGGGAUUUCUGUGCGAGAUAGCUAGCUUAGUUGGUAAAGUGUGCAACGUUGUCAGGGUCGGUGAGCUGCUGUGCUUUAUCGUAGACGCCAUACGACGACUGCUGGAGUCGGCUAUUGACCUUCCUACUCAGCGUGUGCUGAAGGACGCAGAGGAAAUGUUUUACUUCAACGUCUCCUUAAACUACACCUUCAACUACACGUUCAGCCAGUCCCGUUCUUACAAGCAGAUAAAAGAAGACAUAAGCAGGGAAAUACACGCCCACCUGGACAUGUUUGUUGACGCCAUCGGGGUCUUCAGGAACGUCAUGGUCCUCACUGCGCUGUUUGUAAUCAUCAAGGCAGUUAUGUACCGUCAGCGAUGGCUAUCGAACGACCGGUUCGACAACAUUCACAUAACGUUCACCGUCCGGGACCUAGACGAGCGGCGUAAGGACGCCAGCAAGCCCGGGAUCGUUCCCCUGACGUACGAGGAGGAACGGAAAUACAUCGGCAGUCUAUUAGGCCCGAUUACGCGACGGGAGCGACGGCGGCUUGGAUUCGGGCUGGUCGUUUUCAUCGUGAGCAUGUUUAACGCCGCCUUCUACCUGUUCUGCGACUUCGGGCUCUACUCCGCACUCAGAAUCGUUCAGAAAAACUUCGCCGCCGUGUCAAAGGCGCCGGUGCCGCCUCAUACGAAGCUGCACGUGGUGGGACAGGGCCCGAUGGCGGACAUGUACAAGACCAUUGUCGGCAUGUUUGACCCUAUCUCUAAGGCGGGUGUCACACUGGACGUCUCCCCCUGUGUGCCCAACCCCUCGGAGCCGGACUGGGGUGUUUACAAAACUAUUGGGUUGAUCUACUUUUUAUGUCUGCUCCUCACUAUUGGCGAGGCUUACGGUUUGCGGUGCCGUCACGUGAUCAUGGCGUGUUACGAGCCGCGCCGGGAAAGACGCCGCGCUAUAUGGCUGUUCAACCACAUCAUGAAGACGCGCGGAGGCCUCAUGGAGCAGACUAAGCAAAAGAUCAAGGCACGCAAGUUGGGAAACGCGGCGCCCGACCACAUCAGCCUUAAAGGUCGACUUGCUGCAAACUACGCAAUAUGUGAGAAGCUGCUCAAGUUCAUGGGCUGGGAGGUGAAGUCGUGCCUCUACUGUGGCCGAGAGGGAAAGCCGGACGACUAUUACAACUUCAUACACUGUGACUUCUAUGACUGUGAUGCCGUGUACUGCCUGGAGUGUUACGCGGAUCUAAACAACAAAUGUCCGGUGUGUGACAAUGCUGUGCAGGUGGCCACGAUCGGCUCGGACUCGGAUGAGGUAGACUCCAGCAUCGAUGUACGUCAAAAACGGAAAGCGAAGAAGAGAAAGGCGAGGCGUGACAAACGGUUACAGGAAAUACAGGCACAGAAACGUCCCAGCAAGGUCAUGGCCAAGUUCCGUACACAGUUUGGAAUGCCGGGAAACGUCAAUAUGAACAGACCCAUUGAGCGAGAGUCCCGGAUGUAUGAUUGUGAUGAUGUCAGCGGAUGUUACGUUAUGCACGAUAAAUUUAGGGAAUAUAAUUUAAUGAGACCGACAGUUGGCUUGCAGUUGGACGUUCGUAGGAAAGUGCAGUCGAGAGAUUAUUCUAAUUCCUCAUCCGAGGCAACUGAAGACGAUGAUGUUGCUGGUGAUACAUUAAUAGAUAUUUCUGGGAACACUUUUUAUUUUGACGGUCAAGGACGCGGACAUCGAAAAUUAAGUGGAAAUGAAUAUAAUAAUCGUGUUCGAAACAGGCGAUCGUUGAACAUUACGUCAUCAAGUGACGAUGACGUCACAUCGGGCUCGUCCAUAGAUACAGACGACUUAGAUUUUUCUUACCAGUCAAGGAAAAGUUACUCUGACACAGAUUUUCACUCCGAUGAAGAGUUCAGUACCCUUGAAGACGAACCACUGAAUCAUAACAACGAAGGAAGAAGAUAUAACGAAAGUUUAGAUCUGGUCACCGAGGAUAUUUAUACCUCUUCAUCUGCAUCAUCGGAUACUGACGAAACGCAAGACAGUGAGGCUGGAAGCGAUAUGGACUCAGACAUGGAAUCGCUCAUAAAACAGCGUUACGCUCCCGUACCUAUGAAUAUGUACAGAGAAUGA